Messenger RNA from Gasterosteus aculeatus aculeatus (three-spined stickleback), 762 nucleotides. The record is from RefSeq and is a predicted model, not a curated record. Lineage: Eukaryota; Metazoa; Chordata; Actinopteri; Perciformes; Gasterosteidae.
UCUGGCCAAAGGGCCCCCAGGUUCCGGGGGGGUGAAUCUGUCGAGGGUCUCAUUUGGGUUUCGCUGCAGAGGGAAGUGAUGGAUUGUCUGAUUAACGUAGUGAGGAAUGUGUCUUUCUAACACCUUUUCCUGCACAGCCGCAGACAAACAGCUCGAGAAGCAGCAUAGUCACCAGCCCCAAAGGCCCCAAAGGCCACGGCCCCCCCGCUCUGGAGCCUCAGACCACAGUCAUCCAUAACCCCAUGGAUGGGACCAAGGAAUCAUCUGACAGCAGCAACACGAUCGAGGAUGAAGACGUGAAGGCCCGUAAGCAGGAGAUCAUAAAGAUCACGGAGCAGCUCAUCGAGGCCGUGAACAACGGGGACUUUGAGGCUUACGCGAAGAUCUGCGACCCCGGUCUGACCUCCUUCGAGCCCGAGGGGCUCGGCAACCUGGUGGAGGGGAUGGACUUCCACCGCUUCUACUUCGACAACCUGCUCUCCAAGAACAGCAAACCCGUCCACACCACCAUCCUCAACCCCCACGUGCACAUGAUCGGGGACGAGGCCGCCUGCAUCGCCUACAUCCGCCUGACGCAGUUCGUGGACGGGGCGGGGCGGCCCCGCUCCAGCCAGUCCGAGGAGACGCGGGUGUGGCACCGCCGGGAGAGCCGGUGGCAGAACGUCCACUUCCACUGCUCGGGGGCCCCCGCCGCCCCGCUGCAGUGAGGAGGUACCAGAGCCUGGGGAGGAGCAGGAGGAGGAGCAGCAGGAGGAGAGGAGA